AUGGAAGCGUUGUCUCCUGCGGUGACCAGAUGUGAUUUGAAUAACUUUAGCUUUUUUUGGCAAACCAAUGUGUUUAUACUGUCACACACAUACAAUAAUUGUGUCAUGGAAGACACGUAGCAGAUGUAAGACACAUGCUCAAAUAAUAAAUCAGAGUGGGUGUGAGUGCAUUGACGCGCUGAGUUUGCUGGUGACAAGUUCCAAAGUCCUGCAGUUCUUUCAACUCACAACACAAACAACACAAUGGCGCGAUAUGAACUUGUUAAACGAUCAGUUGCUCUGAUUACUCUUACCAACCCACCUGUCAAUGCCUUAAGUUCUGCAGUGCGUCAUGGCAUUGCAAAGACCAUGGAGCGAGCCCUGAGUGACCCAAAGGUCACGGCCGUGGUGAUCUGUGGAGAGAAUGGAAGAUUCUGUGGAGGUGCAGACAUCCGUGAGUUCGCUGGGCCUUUAAGAGGACCUCCUCUGGUACCCUUGUUGGAUUCAGUAGAGGCAGGAGAGAAGCCUGUGGUUGCUGCCAUAGAAGGAGUGGCUCUAGGUGGAGGCCUUGAAUUAGCCCUAGUCUGUCACUACCGUAUUGCACACUUUAAGGCACGUGUUGGACUUCCAGAGGUGACUUUGGGCAUCCUUCCAGCUGCUGGGGGAACUCAGCGUCUUCCCAGGCUCAUUGGCAUUCCUGCUGCCCUAGAACUAAUCACCACUGGCCGCCAUGUCUCAGCCCAGGAGGCGCUGAAGCUGGGCAUCGUUGACCAGGUCACAGAACAAAAUGCUUGUGAGGUGGCUGUGGAGUUUGCCCUGAGAGCUGUAGCCAAACCGCUGUCUUCCCGAAGACUGAGCUCGCUGACCACGCCCUGCCCUCCAAAUCUGGAUGCCCUAUUAGAAGCGGUCACUAUGCAGAUUCAAAAGAAGGCUCGGGGAGUGAUGGCCCCUUUGGCUUGUGUUCAGGCAGUGCGGGCAGCUGCUACAAUGCCUUACAGCCAGGGAAUAAAGCGGGAGAGUGAACUGAUGGCCACUCUUUUCAACUCUGGCCAGGCCCGGGCUCUUCAGUACUGCUUCUUUGCUGAGAGGACUGCUGGGAAAUGGACUCUACCUAGUGGAGCGCAAUGGAAUGACACCAAACCCAGAGAGAUCCGGAGUGCAGCCGUCAUAGGUCUGGGCACUAUGGGAAGGGGCAUUGCUGUGUCUCUGGCACGUGUGGGAAUUCCUGUCAUUGCUGUCGAGUCAGACAAGAAACUCUUGGAGACUGGCAGGCAGAUGGUGAUUGGCAUGCUUGAGAGAGAUGCCAAAAGACGGGGAGUGAGUGCCUCUCUCAAUCUCCUCAAAUUCACCCUCAGCUUACAGGACCUGAAGGAUGUGGACCUUGUUAUCGAAGCAGUCUUUGAAGACAUGGCACUUAAGAAGAGUGUUUUCCGAGAGUUGUCCAAGGUGUGUAGACCAGCCACUCUACUCUGCACCAACACCUCUGGUCUAGAUGUGGAUGCAUUGGCCGGUGUGACGGACAGACCGCAGCUGGUGAUUGGGAUGCACUUCUUCUCACCGGCACAUGUCAUGAAGCUCCUAGAAGUUGUCUGUGGGCCUCGUUCCUCAAGUGAAACCAUUGCUACAGCGAUGAGCCUUGGGAAGAGGAUGGGAAAGGUGAGUGUUGCUGUUGGAAACUGCCCUGGUUUUGUUGGAAACCGCAUGCUGAAGCCUUACUCGGAUCAAGCCACCUUCCUGCUAGAGGAAGGGGCCACACCUGAACAAAUCGACAAGGCUCUGGAGGACUUUGGUUUCGCAAUGGGAGUCUUUAGGAUGUCUGACCUUGCAGGCCUUGAUGUUGGUUGGAGAGUCCGGAAGGAAUCUGGGUUGACCGGGCCUGAUGUUGACCCAAAAAAUCCCCCACGUAGGCGCCAAGGGCGUAAGUACUGCCCCAUUCCAGACAUGGUCUGUGAGCAAGGCAGGUUUGGCCAGAAGACAGGUCGUGGCUGGUACAUGUACGACAAACCUGGGGGUACAAACGCAAAGCCCGACCCACUGAUCCAGAACCUCCUUGAGAUGUACAGGAGCAGGUACGGCAUUCAACCACGCAAGAUUACAGAUCAGGAAAUCAUCGAGCGAUGCCUUUUUGCCCUGGCCAACGAGGGCUUUCGUAUUCUGGAGGAUGGCAUAGCUGCCCGACCGGAGGAUAUUGAUGUCAUCUAUCUGUUCGGUUAUGGCUUUCCAAGGCACCGAGGUGGGCCCAUGUUCUACGCCAGCAUGGUGGGCCUGCAAAGAGUCCUGGAGAGGUUGGAGCAUUACCACCAAGCCCAUCCUGAUGUGCCUCAUUUGGAGCCCAGUCCUCUUCUGAAAAAACUUGUGGCUUGUGGCAGUCCUCCUGUCCAAAAAUGGAGAGAGCAUAUCAAAACAAUGCACAGCCAUCUCUAAGAGCACCAUGCACAACAUGCCAAAUAUGUGUAUUUAGUCUAAAACUCUACAUAAAACAGGUUAUUAAUAAAGAAUCUACUUUUUCAACUCUUA
This is a messenger RNA of Ctenopharyngodon idella (grass carp), 2496 nucleotides long. RefSeq names its product enoyl-CoA, hydratase/3-hydroxyacyl CoA dehydrogenase (gene ehhadh). Gene Ontology annotation, cellular component: peroxisome. Lineage: Eukaryota; Metazoa; Chordata; Actinopteri; Cypriniformes; Xenocyprididae. The record is from RefSeq and is a predicted model, not a curated record. Gene Ontology annotation, biological process: fatty acid beta-oxidation. Gene Ontology annotation, molecular function: (3S)-3-hydroxyacyl-CoA dehydrogenase (NAD+) activity; NAD+ binding. The coding region runs from base 244 to 2403 and encodes 719 amino acids. The transcript has 7 exons.